Lathyrus sativus (Indian pea) is the source of this 2601-nucleotide messenger RNA. The record is from the annotation of a GenBank genome assembly. NCBI's taxonomy places the organism in Eukaryota, Viridiplantae, Streptophyta, Magnoliopsida, Fabales, Fabaceae.
AUGGUUUCCUUAGAAGAAAAGGUUAAAACUGUUGGAGUUGGAGGUGGACUUGUUGCUGAGAUCAAAUUGCUUAAGGAAAUGCAAGAACAUUGUGGGGUGAGAAAGAGUUUGAAUUCUGAGUUAUGGCAUGCUUGUGCUGGUCCUCUUGUGUCUCUACCUCAGGUGGGAGGUCUUGUUUAUUAUUUUCCUCAAGGACAUAGUGAACAGGUUGCAGCUUCUACUAGAAGAACAGCAACUUCACAGAUUCCAAACUACCCUAAUCUUCCUUCUCAGUUGUUGUGUCAGGUUCAAAAUGUCACACUACAUGCCGAUAAGGAAACAGAUGAAAUCUAUGCUCAAAUGACUCUUCAACCAUUGAAUUCUGAAAAAGAAGUGUUUCCUGUAUCUGAGUUUGGAUUGAACCAAAGUAAACAUCCAACUGAGUUUUUCUGCAAAACUUUGACUGCUAGUGAUACAAGCACACAUGGUGGUUUUUCAGUUCCGCGCAGAGCUGCUGAGAAGCUAUUUCCUCCAUUGGAUUACACAAUUCAACCUCCAACUCAAGAACUUGUUGUUCGAGAUUUGCAUGAUAAUACAUGGACGUUUCGACAUAUAUACCGAGGUCAGCCGAAGAGACAUCUUCUCACCACAGGAUGGAGUUUGUUUGUCGGCUCAAAAAGGCUUAGAGCUGGUGAUUCAGUUCUUUUUAUCAGGGAUGAGAAAUCACAAUUGCGAGUUGGUGUAAGGCGUGCAAAUCGUCAACAGACAACAGCGUUGCCAUCAUCAGUACUUUCUGCUGAUAGCAUGCACAUAGGUGUCCUUGCUGCUGCAGCUCAUGCUGCCGCAAAUCGAAGUCCAUUCACGAUUUUCUACAAUCCAAGGGCAUGUCCUUCAGAUUUUGUUAUUCCACUGGCGAAAUACCGAAAAGCUGUUUAUGGGACUCAGCUCUCGGUUGGUAUGAGAUUCGGUAUGAUGUUUGAGACCGAGGAAUCGGGUAAGCGCAGAUAUAUGGGAACGAUUGUCGGUAUCAGUGACGUCGAUCCACUAAGGUGGCCUGGUUCUAAGUGGCGAAAUGUUCAAGCCGAAUGGGACGAGCCAGGGUGUGGUGAUAAGCAAAAUAGAGUUAAUGUAUGGGAGAUCGAGACUCCCGAAAGCCUUUUUAUCUUUCCUUCUAUGACUUCGAGCCUAAAACGGCCGUUACAGCCCGGUUUUUCAGAAAAUGAGUGGGGAACUUUGAUAAGAAGACCUUUUAUUAAAGCACCCGAAAACGGAACAAUAGAUCUCUCGAACUCGAUGUCAAAUCUCUACCAAGAAAACAUGAUGAAGAUGAUGUAUAAACCACAAGUUAUCAACAACAAUGGAACAUUCUUACCUGUAAUGCAACAAGAAUAUGCUCCUAUAAGAGUUCCUUUGCAAGAUAUCAAGUCUUCGCAUGCGAUGGAGAAUCCGAAAGUUCAUCUUUCGACCACAGAGAGCAUACCUAAUAAUACCUUAAACAUGCAUUCGUUGUUGAGAAGUGAUCAACCUGAAAAGUUUCACCCUUUGACCAAAACCGAGAAGAUGAAAAUAGAAUCCGAGUCGUUGCCUGAUCAAAUUUUCGACUUCCCUUCUUUUGAAGCCUGCAACAACAUUGAAAAAGCGAAUGCUGCUAAUCCUGUCAAUCCUCAAAGCCUUGCAAACCAAUCGACAUAUCAUAAUCAAAAUCCGUUAUUAUUCGCUCAAACUAGUCCAUGGCCUAUUCAGCAGCAGCCUCAGUUAGAUUCGUCGAUGUUGCAUCCUCAACUGAUUGAUAUGGUCCAGCCCGAUUCUUCCGUUGUAAACGGCAUACUUCCUCAGAUAGACGUCGAUGAAUGGAUGAUGUAUUCUUCUUGUCAACCUCAAGCAGUGAAUCCCUCUAUACCUUCAAUGAACCAAGAAGUUUGGGAUCAUUAUGUCAAGAAUUUUAACAUGAAGGAUCUUUCAGACGAAAGCAAUAACCAAAGUGAAAUUUGCGUCAAUCUCGAUGUUAGUAAUAGUGUGAAUACCACUAUGGUAGAUCCUUCUUCCACUUCAAACACAAUUUUUGACGAUUUUGGCACAAUGAAGGAUAAAGAUUUUCAGCAUCCUCACGACUGCAUGGUCGGAAACUUAAGUUCUAGCCAAGAUGGCCAAUCUCAGAUAACAUCCGCAAGCCUAGCCGAGUCGCACGCCUUUUCUCUACGAGACAACUCAGGCGGCACCUCUUCAAGUCACGUUGAUUUUGAUGAAAGUAGCUUUCUGCAGAACAAUAACUCAUGGAAGCAAGUAGCCGCACCGAUCCGAACCUACACAAAGGUGCAAAAAGCAGGUUCAGUUGGAAGAUCGAUUGAUGUAACUACAUUCAAGAACUAUCAAGAGCUGAUUCGCGCAAUUGAAUGCAUGUUUGGACUAGAUGGUUUGCUGAAUGACACAAAAGGUUCGGGAUGGAAACUAGUAUACGUAGAUUAUGAGAGCGAUGUUCUACUUGUUGGAGAUGAUCCUUGGGAGGAAUUUGUGGGGUGUGUUAGGUGCAUAAGAAUAUUAUCACCUACAGAAGUUCAACAGAUGAGUGAAGAAGGGAUGAAGCUAUUAAACAGUGGAGCAUUGCAAGGAAUCAAUGUUUGA